GGAGCCAGAACAUGGCAGAGGGGCAUUUGGGUCAAUCCCCCUUUGAUUCUUACAUUUUACAAAGAAAAUCGGUCUUGAAACUCCGUGUGACUACCCCCCUCUUAAAGUUGGUAUCUCUCUAACCAAAAUCCCUUCAUCUGCACAUGCUUUACUUAUGAAAUAGUAUAUUCAAACAAAUACGUGUAUAUGCCCACAUCUUAUUUUGUGCGAGAAUUUUCAUCUCCACGUAACAGUUCUUGACUGUUUUGCUAGACACAUGGUGACUUGGCACGGUUAUAUUGUGCUGUCUGAGAGUUUGGCAUUAUACAGAGUCAAACUGAGUGUCAUGAUGCCAAAACGUAUGAUGUCACGAGAGUAUCUUACAUUUGUUUCAAAUCACUUGUUAAAUGUAUUCAUAAAUUGUGUAUGUUGGCUCAUGAUUUACAAUCAUGCAUUGUAUACUGACAUCAUUUUAUAUAAAAUGUUUUUUUUUUAUUGUAUCGCACUAAUAUCCAUGCGAUGACUAUGUUAAUUGAAAUGUUUUUAUUUAAUUUUCAUUUCUUAAACCUCUUGUAAAAGUCCUGCACUUUCGGACAAUUGAUAUCAAAAUGCACGAGAAAAUCGAGCACAAUUACAGAUAAAUUGAAUGGGCGGAUUAAAAGAAGUAAGGUUCAUUCUAAAGUUUGAAAUCUCAAGGAAUUUUAAUCGAACUUCAACUUCAUACGUUAACUUCGCAAGAGACGUUGAAGGGGAAGGCGAAGGUUGAAAUCUCAAACUCUCUAAUAACUAUUGUAAUUAAUGUCUCAGCUGAAGUUAUAAUAUCUAUUGGUAUCAGAUUUGCCUUUCUUUCGAGCCGGCUUGAAAAUUUAACUAGUAUCGGUAACGAAUGAUCUGAAUUUUGGAACUUUAUAAUUUGCAAAGAGACAUAUACAUUUCUCAGUUAAGUGACCUGUCAGGGCUUAACCUUCAUCUGCAAGGUCUGCAGUUCUGUUUCUCACGUAAGGUUGUAAGUUCUGUCAGAUCAUGUUAAGCAAUGUCCAUGCAAACAUAAGUUUUUUUUAAAUUUAUGGAAAAUAACAAUUUCUCAUUUUUCUUCAACCUAAAUUUGUCGAGAUGAAAGAUCAGUAUUGCUGAAAAAUAGUUUAUUGCCUGUUCAUUAUGAAUCCCUACUCAUCAGUUAGAAUGCGCAUUAGUUGAAGUACCUCAUUUUGCGCAAGACAGUUGUGGAUGUGCAAAGAUUUAUAUUCCUGCAGUGGUAAAUUUAUUAUAAUAGAGACUCAUAUUGAUCAAAUAGAUUGAAAUGUGAUAAACGUAGUUUAAAUUGUGUGGUCUUUUUGUCCUACGUAGAGUGCACAUGCGCGAAAUGUUACUUCCGUUGCUAAGAAUCUCAGUGUGUAAAUCCCUCUAUAAAUCUCGGUUGUGUUUAGUUUGUAUUUAAAAGUAUCUACCUGCAAAACCGCAGCGGAUACGCCAGUGGAUCUUGUUUAAUAUACACGAUCAAUAUCAACGUAUCGGGUAACAUAAUUAUGUUUUGAACAUUUACAAAUCUUAAAUGGAGGAAAAUGAUAACAUUUACAGUGUUUGUGAUAUAUAUGAAUAAUUUAAUUGUAUUUAUUUAUGAAAAAGACUGUUAAGAAAGAGAAAACUACGGAACUAAUUUUUAAAUUAAAAUUUGUGCAUAAACAAGUUGACCGAUAUGUACCUGUCUUCGAAAAUAUAUGUUAAGCGCGUGUACAUUCACUGAAUUAGCUGGCACGACCAGUGACCCACUGUAUUGUGACCCCAUCUUAUCAGGUAUUUAAUCGUUUUGAACUAUGCAUUGUCGAUUCAUAAAUAAAACCUUAAAACGCAUGUCAUGCUUUAUGAAUUCACCUUCAAGUUGAAUAUUCUGCGUGGGAAGAACUUUAAAAUAUACACUAUCAAGUUUUAUAUUAGUCAGUUGACACGUAUAGCAACUUACAUAGGAAACAACGAGAGGAAUUACCUUUGCUAAUCUGAAGGACUGUAUACAUGUAACUUUAAUGACAAUGUCAUUUACAGUUUAUUUUCUGCGUAUAGUGGACCUCGUUUUAUCCAUGUAGAAAUUAACAUAUCACGGGACAUAUUGGAUUUCAAAUCAACCCUGACAAAGGCGUUGCAAACGGCACACAGUGUUCAAAUCUAACCUGGCGGUGUGAGACAAACUGAAUUUUUCAACAAACAAUAUUUUCAUGACCUAGAAAGUUAUUUUAAAAAACAUUUUAAGAAUGUAUGAUAGCAGAAAAGAAAUAAUUAUACUUAAUAUUUGAUAUUUUUGAAUUCGGGGAGUAAUUUAAUUUCAAACGUAGAACUUAUCGUGGACAGCUCGGAGCUACCAUUGCUAUUAAUUUAACAUUUUGAUAGUAAUACGCUACAUCCCGAAACUUAAAAGCAAUGACUGUUUGCCGUUUUUCCGCACCAAUAAGCUUGAGACCUCCAGAAACAACUUUCUUAUUUAUAAUAAUAGCCGCACGCCAGGUUGAUAGGCACUCUAUGGUUUAAUGCAGAGCUGUUGGUAACUAGUAAUUUGAAGUCAAUAAGCAUUACUGCGUUACGAACACUACCCUCGAACUACUUUUCUAAAGACCUUUUUCAGCCACAGGUUGUGAAAAAUGGUAGACGUUGAGAACAUUUUGAGCUGUUCUAUCUGUAUGGAGAUUUUUCGGGUUCCGCGGGUGCUACCGUGUCAACAUACAUUCUGCGAGGACUGUUUAUCAAGUUAUAUCAGAGACGUACGUAAAAAGAAGGGCAAGAAAAAGAAAUCUGCCACCACAUUUAAGUGCCCUUUAUGUAGAACACGAGUUGACCUAAAGGAGGAACCCUUUGAUGCUUCGACAUUCCCACUGAAUUUGACAGUAGUUGCUUUUGUAGACACUCCAUCAUUUAUUGAAACUUAUUCCGGAAGCUCUGAGAAAAAUACAGGCCAGACAAAACCAGAAAGCGAUACUACAAAUAAUGUGCUAUCUAUAAGCAGGGUGCUGGAAGACGGAAUAUCACAAAAUAUAGACGAACAUUCUUUUGAUCUUUUAUUAGACACGAGUGAUGGAUUUUCGCGGCAUGUUGUACAGAGCAUUCUGUAUCCAAUUGUAAACUAUAAUGGCUUUACUUUAAGAAGUGUUCAAGCAGUCAUAGAGUUGCUGACUAGUGUGGUUAUUACUUCAUAUGUUCUUUGGGUGAUUAAAGAACAUAAUCUAUGGUUAAUCUAUCUUCUUUGCUUGAUUCACUUUUGUAAAGGAAUUAUGGUAUCUGCAUGGAAAGCGGGACAACACAUGGACCUUCGGAUGUUUUUCAGAUCUGCAGCUGGGCAUGUUGUGCUUCACAUAUUUGAGUGUGCUUUCCUAGGUUUUAUGGUGUUUUUCGUUUUAUUCACUGCUAGUUUUCUAGAAAGCAUUAGAACAGCACCAGUCAGACGCUUUACCGUUAUGUCCGAUCUUGGUCAGCCGCAGUGCAUAGAAGAAAAGUAUCUUGAUUUUAAGUUUGUUUUAAACCAAGCAAUGCAAAUUAUGUACUUGACAUUUAAUAAAUGUGUAUACCAAUUCCAUAUAUUCAAAGAUAAUUGGUAUCGCCUGCUCUUGAACUAAUUCAAACAGGGUUCAUUAAUUUAUUGCUCAGCCUCAUUUUCUGUAGAAUUUGUUUGUGCUUUGUUUGUAUUUGUAAAGAAUUCUGCUGGCAAUAAGAAAAUCAUAAGAUCUUACGGUUUAAUGGAAUGUCUAAGUAAUUGUUUGUAUGCUGUUGUGCUUGUAUUGAACAUAUGUAUCUGUUUGCAUUGUGUUGAAUAUUAUGAUUUGAUGCCUGAAUAAAUUGAAAUUG
Mercenaria mercenaria is the source of this 3807-nucleotide messenger RNA. RefSeq lists its product as uncharacterized. The record is from RefSeq and is a predicted model, not a curated record. NCBI's taxonomy places the organism in Eukaryota, Metazoa, Mollusca, Bivalvia, Venerida, Veneridae. The coding region runs from base 2610 to 3578 and encodes 322 amino acids. The transcript has a single exon.